AUGAAGUUCUUCUCCCUCCUCGCUACCGUCGCCGCCGCGGGCGCCGCCCUCGUCUCGGCCCAGGGCACCAUCGACUCCAACUCAGAGUCCUUCCCCGAAGACCUCAAUGGCUCCAACUUCACCUACCCCUGGCCCGUGAAGCUCUACAAGUUCACCUCCCAGCUUCAGGAGCUCGAGAUGGCUUUCAUGGACAUCGAGCCCAAGUGCGAGCCCAACGGCAAGACUGCCAUCCUUUUCCACGGCAAGAACUUCUGCGGCCCGACAUGGGAGACCACCAUCCGCGUCCUCGCUCAGAAGGGCUACCGCGUCAUCGCACCGGACCAGAUCGGCUUCUGCAAGUCGUCCAAGCCUGAGCGCUACCAGUUCUCCCUUCAGCAGUUCGCGACCAACACCCACGGUCUGCUCGAGACACUCGGUAUCGAGAACGUCACCGUUAUCGGUCACUCCAUGGGCGCAAUGCUUACCACCCGUUACGGACUGAUGUACCCUGACCAAGUCAACGAGAUGGUCCUCGUCAACCCCGUUGGCCUCGAGGACUACAAGGCUCUCGGUGUCCCCUACCUUCCCAUCGACGACAACUACGCCACGGAAGCCGCGAGCUCCUACGAGUCCAUCAAGGGAUACGAGCAAGCCACCUACUACGUGGGCGAGUGGAAGGACGAGUACGACGUCUGGGUCAGGAUGCUCGUCAACAUCUACAAGGGAUCCGAGGCCAAGACCUACGCUCUCAACCAGGCGCAGAUCGUCGACCUCGUCUUGACGCAGCCCGUCAGCUGGGAGUUCUCCCUCGUCAAGCCGCGCACCCUGCUCAUCAUCGGCGAGAAGGACAACACCGCCAUCGGCAAGCAGUGGUCUCCCCCUGAUGUCGCUGCCAAGCUUGGCCACUUUGACGUCCUCGGCCCUGAAGUUGCUGCUCAGAUCCCCAACUCUACCCUGCACACUUUCCCCGAGCUUGGACAUGCGCCCCAGAUCUCGCACCCUGAGGAGUUCCAUGACGUUCUGGUUGACUGGCUCUCUACAUAA
Colletotrichum chrysophilum is the source of this 1023-nucleotide messenger RNA. RefSeq lists its product as uncharacterized. The transcript has a single exon. The record is from RefSeq and is a predicted model, not a curated record. The coding region runs from base 1 to 1023 and encodes 340 amino acids. Lineage: Eukaryota; Fungi; Ascomycota; Sordariomycetes; Glomerellales; Glomerellaceae.